GUGAGCUGUGAUUGGUCACAGCUUGUCACAUGGUACAAUGCUGUUGUGAAUAGCCUUGUACCAUGUGAUCUCUGUGAUCAUUCACAGAUUUCACACAUAGUAAGCAAUGAUGUCAGGAAGUGACAUCUUGCUUACACCUAUUCAUAUGAUCACUGAUUGGCCAAUCAGUGAUCCCAUGAUCGGGACCUCACACAGAGGUCCCGUACAGCGACCUCAGCGUACAGCGGGCACCAGAUCGCGGUGCCGUGCGCUCCCACUUUAAGGCUAGCCAUACAUUAUACAAUUGUUCUUAUUUAACCACUUCAAUUUCCUUUAGAUUUACCUUCAACUAUGUAGUAGAAGGGUCUGCCUGA
Molecule: messenger RNA, 353 nt
Organism: Staurois parvus
Lineage: Eukaryota; Metazoa; Chordata; Amphibia; Anura; Ranidae
Source: the annotation of a GenBank genome assembly